Gasterosteus aculeatus aculeatus (three-spined stickleback) is the source of this 1824-nucleotide messenger RNA. RefSeq names its product LEM domain containing 1 (gene lemd1). The record is from RefSeq and is a predicted model, not a curated record. Gene Ontology annotation, molecular function: DNA binding. Lineage: Eukaryota; Metazoa; Chordata; Actinopteri; Perciformes; Gasterosteidae.
UGAGGUCCUCAGGCGCGUGGCCGAGAAGGUUCCUUGGAGUAACCGUUCAUCGGCCUCGCAGCAGGGGGUUUCUUUUGAGUGUGUGUUAGUGUGCGCCGCAGAAGUUGAACCAACUUUCCUUUGGGUUUCCGCGUCGUACUGCGUGGGCAUGUCGCUGUUUUCGGAGAACCCGGCUCACUUCUCCAAAUCGAGGCUGAAGUCGGAUCUCGUUGCGCACAAUGUGGCGCUGCCGCCCGCCAAGAGCAGAAAGCACGUUUACGUGGAGCUGCACUUAAAACACAUCCAGCGUAAAAACGCUGCGGAAUUCUCCAGCGACGAGGAGGAUCAAGUACAGAACGCGGAAGUGAGUGCAGUGGAGGAGAGCGAGCGGAUGCCCGACCUGAGUGGAUUGACUGAUGAUGACCUCAAGGCCGCACUGCUCCGGCACGGGGUCGAAGCUGGUCCCAUAGUAGCCUCCACCAGAGGCGUGUAUGAGAACAAGCUCAGGAAACUGCUUCAGUCUGAUGGCCAAGGUGUUGUGAACGGAGCGGAGCAAGGUGUGUUGUACUCGGACAGUGAAGAUGAGGCUGAAACUCUGGAACAAGAUGUCGAAGAGUCCGGUUCCAAAAAGGAAGACCGGGCACAACAAGGGAGCAGCGAGACUGGUGAUUUUGUUUACCCGCAGUGCUUUUUACCCCAAUCAAGGCUGUACACUUGUGCUUCUAGAAACGGGGAAAUAAGUCCCAAGUGGAAUUCAGGGAAUGCGAUAAAAUCGCUGGAACGAAGUCGGCCUAGCUCACAGAUUUCUGAAGGAAUUAGCAGAGCCCCCUCUGUAGAUCGACGCUCUGGAUUAGGAUCAGGGUUUGCAUCUGGAUCAGUUAUGCUCAUUGGUGACUCGACAAUUUCCUCUCAGGCCUUCAGCAUCACGCAAAUGGUCGAGGAGAUGGAGAGUUCGAGGUCACACUCCGCGGACUUGCACACUGAGAGGGAUGUGAAUGGGUGCAAUGUGCAGCAGCAUUGGUCGCGCAUCAACGGGCUGGACGUUGAAACGCCUAAAGUGGGCAACAUGAAGAACCAGCCCCUGUUCUACACUCCCAAGGAAUCCACAUACGAGUCGGAUAUCGAGGUGCCUGUGAAAGACACUUUCAGUCUUUCCAACACUACUGCCACACCCACAGGGAUCUAUGCCACUCGUCGGAGACCCAUCAAGGGUGCCGCGGGGAGACCUGUCCAGAACGCGUACCCGGACACGCCCGCCAGUCCCACGACCAAGGAGAGGCGAGAGGUCGAGCGGCGCCUCGUGCCAAUCCAGAUUCAGAUUUUGGUCUUCCUCCUCGUGGUGUGCCUCUUGUACCUCAUUUAUGUUUGUGUUGAGGAUGAUUCAUUCAGUACGUUUGCGACCCUGCUGGACAGUCUUGACCAGGGCGCAGACGGUCACGAGGGGCUGGCGCUUCAGGCCGAGGACCGGGACACUCCCGCACUCUCUGUGCGGGAGUGACCCGGGAUUCUUCAGUCAGCACUUUGACGUAAGGCUGCGAGGGUCGCAUUUAUUUGUGAUGUGAGCCAUAAUGACCCUAUCCUGGGAAAUCCUUAAGGGAGUAAAACUCCAGUUUUAGAUGGUAUUCUCGUCGGUGUGAUCAAAGUGCUUUUGUUAGUAUUGUUGAGAAGUUUUAUUAAACACAGAAAUUAAACUUUAAAAGAUGUUAUCUAAUGUUUAAAUGACAAUUCUACAUUUCCUAAUCCAAAGUGUGUCCGGAUGCCUAUUCGAACUCUACUUGUGUAAUGUCCAUAUGUAAUUUUAAAAGUAUGUUUUAACCAUAUUUGAAUAAAGAAUGCAUUGCUUUA